GUCUCUCUCUCUCCAUCCCGCAGCAGGUUUCUGUGGCCCGACUAGAUCAGCUGCACAGACCCCCUCUGGACUGAACCGAACCGAACUGAGCCGAACUGAGCCGAACCGACAGGAGGAGGCCCGUCCCGAGCGCAGAGAGUUCAGCCGGGAGUCAGUGCGAUCAGCCGGGACUCUCUGCAGUGUGUGCCCGCCUGCAUGGAGCCUCCGGGCGGCCCCAGGCGGAGGAUCGUCCCGCUGCUGGUUCUGAUGCUCUGCUGCUCCUCCGCCACUCUGGGACACGCCGAGAGGGUGUGUCACUGCACUGGGAAGUCUUUCUGUCACUGUGAUGGGGUCAAAGGUCAAAAGGGUGAAUCGGGUUACCCCGGAUACGACGGACUUCCUGGAGUGAUUGGUUAUCCUGGAGUCGAAGGCCACCAGGGCUCCUCUGGAGAAAAGGGUAACCAGGGACCAGCAGGUGGUCCAGGACUGAAAGGCUCUCGGGGUCUUCCAGGAAAACCAGGUUUCCCAGGACCUCCAGGAUUGCCGGGACUCCCCGGACACGAAGGACCUAUAGGCCAACUAGGACUCCCAGGAUGCAACGGGACAAAGGGGGAUGUUGGUCAACCAGGAUACCCCGGGCCUCCAGGACCUGCCGGCUUUCCAGGUGAACCAGGACUGCGAGGUGAAAUGGGAGACACGUUCGUCUUUCCCGUCCCUCAGGAAAUUAUUGGAGUGACAGGACCACAAGGACUGGACGGAGAAAAUGGCCUGACUGGAGAUCCAGGUGAACCAGGCCUGCCGGGACCAACAGGAUCCUUCGGACUUCCUGGACGUCCAGGGUUGCCGGGGUUACCAGGAGAGAAGGGUCAAGAGGGUCCCAGUCCAGUGAUCCCGGGUCCCCGAGGACAAAGGGGUGAUCGCGGCCCGCCGGGGAUUCCUGGACAGAAAGGAAUCAAACUGUAUGCUACAGGACCCAAAGAACUGAAGGGAGAACCAGGUGAAGUCGGACAGAAAGGUUGUCGUGGACUUCCUGGCGUGGCAGGGAAACUGGGGGUUAAAGGAGAGAAGGGCGGGCGAGGUGAUCCUGGCUCAGAAGGUAAACCCGGGAAGGAUGGACUCCCAGGAGAGCUGGGCCAACAGGGAAAUCCGGGGGAUCGUGGGUUCCUCGGUCCUCCAGGUAUCGAUGGAGCAAAGGGGGAGAGAGGGGAUCGUGGUUUUCCAGGUCUUCCAGGGGAGACGGUCUGGAAUCACAGAUUCCUGAAGGGCCAGCGAGGUGUCCCCGGGUCCCCUGGAUCCCGCGGACUCCCUGGAGAACAAGGACUUAUUGGUUUUCCAGGACUGCCGGGAGAACCAGGUGUAGUUUAUGCUGGUCCACCAGGCCCUCCGGGGCCGCCUGGCUCAACUGGAGCCAAAGGAAAUCCAGGAGUUCCAGGACCUAUGAUUGUUGGCCCUCAAGGACUGGAUGGAGUCCCAGGAAGUCCUGGACCUUAUGGAGAACCAGGAGAACCGGGAAUACCAGAUUUCGUGCAGGGAGGCAUUGGUCCUCCAGGAAUUAAAGGUCCAAAAGGACAGAUGGGAUUUGCUGGAACCAGAGGGGAGGACGGACAGACGGGUGAAAAGGGGGACAUUUGCUUGGUCUGUGAAAUUGUUUUCGGCCCCUCCGGACCUCCAGGUAAACCAGGAGAGCCAGGUGAAGGCGGGGUGGCAGGUUCACCUGGUUUUCAAGGACCCAAAGGUUACAAAGGGGUCAAAGGGGUUGUAGGACCACCUGGUCCACAGGGACCCUUUGGUAUCCCUGGCCUCACGGGGCCUCCAGGACUGAUUGGAGACCCUGGGAUCAUGCAGAGGGUGGGGCAGAAGGGUGAGGAUGGGGGACAAGGGGGGCCAGGACCACCAGGUUUUGAGGGGACAGAUGGGCGUCAAGGCGUUAGGGGACCGAAAGGUGUUCUUGGACAGAAAGGAAACCCUGGGCCUCUUGGGGAGAAAGGUGACCAGGGCCUGUUCGGGGAGACUGGUCCAAGAGGACCAUUAGGACAGAUGGGACCUUCAGGACCUCCUGGAAUCGGGGCUCCAGGACCUCCAGGACCUAAAGGCAACUUGGGAGUCCAGGGACAGCUAGGAGAUCCUGGAAAACCAGGGGAGAAAGGUUCUCCGGGUGAAAUCAAAACCUCUGUAGGAGAUCCAGGAGAUAAAGGGGCCAAAGGUUUAUCAGGAAACCCCGGACCUGAAGGUGUGGCAGGACCUCCGGGCGAUUCAGGGCGUGUUGGUCCAAAGGGAGAAAGAGGAGAUACAGGAUUUUCAGUUCAAGGCCCUCCAGGCUUCCCAGGGGUCAAAGGACUCAAGGGUGUUCCAGGAGCUCCAGGUUUGCCAAGUUUUGGUAUCAAAGGACGGGCAGGACCAUCAGGGCCCCCAGGGAUGCCAGGGACCAAGGGGGACAGGGGUAUCGGUUUCCCUGGUCGACAGGGUCAAUCAGGCCCUCAGGGAGAAGAUGGCUCUGUGGGGCCCCAAGGAAACCCUGGACCCCAAGGACCAGAUGGAUCCCCGGGACCUCUAGGACAAGAUGGACCACCAGGAGCCAAAGGUGACAGUGGUCUGGAUGGUGUACGUGGUCCUGUUGGUUCUGUUGGAGUGUGUGUACCUGGAGCUCCUGGACCUGCAGGAGAGCCAGGACAGAUUGGCAUUAUUGGAUUCACAGGGCCACGGGGCCCAAAGGGUGUGCAGGGUGACCCUGGGCUGCAGGGUGUGGGAUCCAUGGGGACUUUGGGUCCAUAUGGAGCCCCAGGGUUUGAUGGACCUCCAGGACCAGUAGGAGAAGUUGGACUGAAGGGCCUAAGAGGGAACGAUGGGGAGCCUGGGAGUCCAGGUAUCAGAGGUGACAUGGGUCCUCCAGGACCUUUUGGGAUUCCAGGGGAUGAUGGGAAACCAGGAGAGACUGGACCACCAGGGCCGACAGGUGAGACGGGUAAAGAAGGGGUCAGGGGCUCACAGGGGCCACAGGGACCACAGGGGGACAGAGGAGAAACCGGACCACAAGGAAUCCAGACGAAUGUGAUGAUGCACGGGGAUCCUGGAGAAGCUGGAGAAGCUGGGUCCACAGGUCUCACUGGUUCUAAAGGAGAGAGGGGCCCCCCAGGGCUUAAGGGCCUGGACGGCAACAACGGUAGACCAGGAAAUCCUGGGCCACAAGGACUUCCUGGAGACCCCGGAAGAGACGGAGAAAAAGGUCCUCCUGGUCCCAGAGGACUCAACGGUGAUCAAGGAGAGAUGGGGAAGCCAGGUUGUAAAGGGGAGAAAGGUUCGCAAGGGCCGUGUGGGCCACCUGGUUCAGAUGGGAAACCAGGAUCAGAAGGACCCAAAGGUCCUAAAGGAGAACCAAGUCCACCUGGACCAGGAUUAAAGGGACCUCCAGGAGAGAAGGGGACUCAGGGAUGUGCUGGACCUCCAGGGGAAAAGGGGAAACCAGGGGAUGUAGGAAACUUUGGUCCUCCAGGAGACUGUGGUCCGUGUGGCCCCAAAGGGAAUCCUGGACCCCCAGGAUGCAGAGGUCCUCCUGGGCCUGCUGGUGGAAAGGGUUGUGAUGGUCCUCCAGGACAAAAUGGCCCUCCAGGACCCACCGGCCUUACAGGUAACAAGGGGGCUCCUGGAGAUCCUGGUCCAGCUGGUCCCAGAGGAAACCAAGGACAGGACGGGAUACCUGGACCUCCUGGAGAGAAAGGAGCCAUGGGAGCUCCUGGAGUGGGACCUCAGGGCCCAGAGGGGAAUAAAGGUGCACCAGGGCCUGCUGGGGAGAAUGGUCCACCUGGUCCCUGUGGUCCUCCUGGACCUUUUGGUCCUGAAGGAAACCCAGGUUGUCCUGGUCCUCCUGGACCUCCUGGUCCUCCUGGUUGUCCCGGCACAGAGGGAGUCUGCACUGGAGGAGAAAAGGGAGAAAAAGGAUUAUUUGGAGAAAAAGGACCCAAAGGUCCACCAGGCUUUCGGGGUCCUCCUGGUCCUCCAGGUCCUGGUUUUAAAGGAGACAAGGGAUUUAAAGGAACAUCAGGUGACGCAGGACCAUCUGGUUGCCCUGGUGACCCAGGUCCACCAGGCCUGCCGGGUAAAAACGGACCAGGAGGCCCAUGUGGACCCAAAGGCCAGAUGGGAGAGACUGGUGUCAAGGGACCCGUCGGUUUGAAGGGGGAGACUGGACCACCAGGUAACAAGGGCCCACGAGGACUUCAAGGACCACCUGGGAAUAGAGGCCAGAGGGGGAAGGAUGUAAGCAUACCCGUGAUUUUGGAGAAAGGACACAUAGGCCCACCUGGAGACCCGGGAUUCCCAGGACAAGUAGGAGCCCCAGGGUUAAGAGGUAGACCCGGAGGUCGAGGUCCUAAGGGAUACAAAGGGAAGGAUGGUAAAAGAGGACUAGGUGGUCGUCCUGGAUUGAAAGGGGAACUGGGAGAUGAAGGAUUACACGGACCAAAAGGUAUCGCAGGUCCACGAGGUCCGGUUGGGGCUAAAGGUAUUCAAGGUCCAACAGGAACCUGCCAUGACACACCGAAAGAGGAUGGCUUCCUGUUCACCAGACACAGCCAGGAACUUGCAGUCCCACAAUGCCCUGCGGGAUCCUCUGAGGUGUACAGUGGAUACUCGCUGCUGUUCAUCAACGGAAACAACCGAGCCCAUGGACAGGACCUUGGUACAUUAGGUAGUUGUUUGCCUCGUUUUACCACCAUGCCUUUUCUGUUCUGCAACACCGACAGCACCUGUCGCUACGCCUCACGCAAUGACUACUCCUAUUGGUUGUCCACCGAUACAAUACUGUCAAGCAGCAUGCCGUUCAUCUCCGGGGAGUCGUUGAAGAAUUACAUCAGCCGGUGUACUAUAUGUGAGGCCAGAGCCAACGUCAUCGCCGUCCACAGUCAGACCAGUUCAGUUCCAGACUGUCCUCAGAACUGGGACCCUCUCUGGUCCGGGUACUCCUUCGUGAUGGAAACGGGGGUGGGGGCAGAGGGGUCGGGUCAGCCUCUGGCCUCUCCUGGAUCCUGUCUGGAAAGGUUCAGGAAGAUCCCCUUCAUUGAGUGUCACGGCAGAGGAACCUGCAACUACUACACCGACUCCUACAGCUACUGGCUGGCUGCUCUGAACCCCAACGACAUGUUCAGUAAGCCGAAGCCUCAGACCGAUACCGGAGUGUUUCCCGGCAGUCUGAUCAGCCGCUGUCGAGUCUGUAUGAAGAAACUGUAAACACUGAAUACUGAUACUGCUGAUAGUACUACUGUAAAUACUACUGCUGCUAACACUACUGAUAUCCCUACUACUGAUAAUGGUGCUACUUCUGCUCCUGUGUACUUACACCAGCAGUGAAGGUUAAGAGAGAUUAUUUUAUGCUAAUGAGCAGUGAUGUGUCGCAGUAUCGACCAAUACAAAGACCUAUAAAAGGUCUCGUCACUUCAGCUCCUGUAAAUUGUCUGAAUUUACUUUAAUGUUGAAUUUUUGCUGAUUACAAACACAUUUCAACUUCAUAAUAAAUAUAUUAGCAAAGAGAAAAUCCUAAUUUCUGACUAGCUGGCACCUCUGAUCAACAGUUUGAUCACUGAUCAAUAAGAUACCUUUUAUCUCUUCCUGUAUUUCUUGCAUCAGAAAGCUUAAGAGUUUUGUUGCAAUCACUACUUCAACUAUUACUACUAUUACGUACUAAUACUAAUAAAGGUAACAACGCCUCAGUGUCAAAACUACUUUUACUGCUACCUAUGUUAAAGUACCAAAAGUACUAGCAGUAAAAUGUUACGAGUAUCCAGUAGAAGUACACAUUCUGCUGAUGUGUUCCUAUUAGAGAAAAAAGUACUUCAUAAGAGAUCAGAUUAAACUGCAACCAGCGUCUGAUAUAAUGAGUAUGUUUAUACUUUAAAGUACCUCAAAGUAACAAAUACAUGUACUGCAGUAAGAAGUAAAGUGGAAGUACUCAUCUGACAAAACUGUACUUCUACUGAUAACCAUUAGUUUACUACUUACUAGCAGUGUUGGGCAAGUUACUUUUAAAAAGUAAUUAGUUACAGUUACUAGUUACUUCUUCCAAAAAGUAACUAAAUUAGUUACUCAGUUACAAAUUCUAAAAGCAACUAGUUACUUCAGAAAGUAACUAUUGCGUUACCUUCAAGUACAUUUUUAAAUGCUCAGAUGUGACCCCACCUCCACCCCUCUUUAACGGAUCUUAAAAUACAUGUGCAUGUUCAAUUAUUUAUGAUAAAUCUGAAUAAUAUAAUGAAAUGGACACUUAAUACAAUCCAUUAUUAACAGAAACAAUGUACACAAAUUUAAACUAUUUUAAUGUAGCUGUGGGACAAAGUGAGACUAGCCUCCAAUCAAAUGCCAUGUAUGUAGAUAUUAUGUUUAUAUAGUGGAUCGAUACAAAUAACACAAUAGAUGUUUUGGAACUUUUGAUAUUUAUUGCCCCUCAACAGGCCACAACUGGGCAAAAUUAAAUUAUGCUUGUUAAGCACUAUACCAAAAAUAAAUAACAAAUACAUACACUCUUUGUAGUGCAAAUAAAACCAAAAAAAGCUUCAGACAAUUGGUAGAUAUACUGUACAAUGUACAAUGUAUACCAAAACUAAGGAAUCCAAAUAUAAACAAGUAAUACAUAAGAAAGAAAAAAUACAUCUCCAUAAAAAUAAAUCUCUUUCUCUGGCCAUUGACAAUCUCACUUCAGGAGGCAUUUUUGGCAGUAACGGUAACGGCGUUAUUAAAAUGGGAAGAGUAAUCAAUUAGAUUACUCGUUAGUGAAAAAAGUAACGCUGUAGUAACGCCGUUAUUUAUAAUGCCGUUAUUCCCAUGACCGCUUACUAGUAGUACUCACUCCUACAGAAGCAGUGCAAGAAGCAGGAUUACUAUUAACACUAGUAAAAUAGUAAUUCUUAAACUUCUUUUUUAGGAGCAAAAAGACGUAAGUAUCAAUCUGAGUACUAUAAUAGUAACCGUAAAAUGAUUAACUCCAGUACUUUGUGCAAAACUACUACUACUACAGCACUGUGGUACUUGGUGAACAAUACUUAAUACGUGCAAGUGUUUUUCUCCAGUUGAUAUUUGACAACCUCUAAGUACUACUGCUACUUCUACUGCUGGUACCACCAUUACUACUACUGCUUUUACUACUGUGAGUACUUCUGCUACCAUUAUAUACAAAUCUACUACUGCUCCCACUACUGUCACUAAUAUGACUAAUACUACUACGACUACGACUGGAGCUGCAGUACCAGCCUCAACCUGAAGGGGGCGCAGCUGAAACACCAUAGAAGAAGGAGCCGCAGUUCCUCAAACAGACACCAUAUGGAGUUCCAAAACUUGAAAUGAAUGAGAAAAAAACCUAAAUAUUUUAUUUUCUGCACAGCAACAACCCCGAUUGGAGGACUCUUGCAGCAAUGCAUUGUGGGAAUUGUAGUUGUCUUCUGACACAGAACAAAUGUCUUUAUAUUCUUAUUAAACAUUGAUAUUAAACAGUAUAGAUGUGUUUACAGUCUGACCACAUUCUCUUUAAAUCCUCUUGAUGUUGUACAUAAUCUCAUCCUGUAAUUGUUAAAGCCGCUGAUAUAUUGUGAUAAAUUGGGAUAACAUUUUGUUUUGUGAAUAUGAUUAUUAUGAAUUUAAUAAAAGGUUGUUUUACAUAA
Molecule: messenger RNA, 7622 nt
Organism: Dicentrarchus labrax (European seabass)
Lineage: Eukaryota; Metazoa; Chordata; Actinopteri; Moronidae
Gene: col4a3
Product: collagen, type IV, alpha 3
Exons: 52
Coding region: 196-5202 (1668 amino acids)
Cellular component (GO): collagen trimer
Molecular function (GO): extracellular matrix structural constituent
Source: RefSeq, a predicted model, not a curated record